Sebastes umbrosus (honeycomb rockfish) is the source of this 2654-nucleotide messenger RNA. RefSeq names its product transmembrane and coiled-coil domain family 2 (gene tmcc2). The transcript has 5 exons. Lineage: Eukaryota; Metazoa; Chordata; Actinopteri; Perciformes; Sebastidae. Gene Ontology annotation, biological process: amyloid precursor protein metabolic process. Bases 248 to 1726 code for a protein of 492 amino acids. The record is from RefSeq and is a predicted model, not a curated record. Gene Ontology annotation, cellular component: endomembrane system.
GAGAGGGAGAGAGAGAGGGAGAGAGGGAUAGAUCGGAGCAUUAGAGAGAGAGGGAGAGAGAGAGGGAGGCUGCAGAUAUCGGUGGCUUUAACAAUGGAGGGUUAGGAUCCAGAGAGGUGAUAGUCAGCCAUAUACAACACGGCUGAGGGGUGAAGCUAUUUGAGGAGGUGGGAGGAGGAGGAGGAGGAGGAGGAUGGGCCUCGAACACAGACUUGCAAUGGCACUGCAAAAAUUGGAUUAAAGCAGUAUGCUGGACAAGAGCGAAGUGGCAACUCUAGGCCUACCCUCCACCACCAGCCAUGGAGGCUCUGACAGUAACAUCAGCACGGACGGAGCGGCGGCGGCAGCGGCGGCAACAACAGCAGCAGUGUCUGGGGUCAUGGCCUGCGGGGGCGCAGAAGGUUUUGGAGUUGGCGAGCCGCAACGGACCCGUGCUGCGUUGGAGCAUCUGCAGCAGAAGGUCCUGAAGGUCACCGAGCAGAUUCGCAUAGAGCAGGAGGCCCGUGACGACAACGUCGCCGAGUACCUGAAGUUGGCCCACAACGCAGACAAACAGCAGGCGUCCAGGAUCAAGCAAGUGUUUGAGAAGAAGAACCAGAAGUCAGCCCAGACCAUCGCACACUUGCACAAGAAACUAGAGCACUAUCACAAGAAGCUAAAGGGGAUAGAACAGAAUGGACCGGCCCGGCAGCCUAAGGAUGUCCUGCGGGACAUGCAGCAGGGACUGAAGGACGUCGGGGCCAACGUUCGUGCUGGGAUAAGUGGUUUCGGAGGCGGAGUAGUCGAAGGGGUCAAAGGUGGAGUGUCUGCCUUCAGUCACACGGCCGUGGUCUCCAAGCCCAGAGAGUUCGCCAGUCUUAUCAGGAACAAGUUUGGCAGCGCAGAUAACAUUUCUCACCUAAAAGACUCACUUGAGGACGGAGUCGGGGGCCACUCGGACGACGCCCCGACACCUCGUGCACUGAGUGGAAGUGCCACUCUGGUGUCCAGCCCAAAGUACGGCAGCGACGACGAGUGCUCAAGCGCCACGUCGGGCUCCGGAGCAGGCAGUAAUUCCGGUGGUGCAGGUGGAGGAGGGGGACUGUUAGGACCAACCAUGGGGAGCCCCAGACUGGACGGGCACCACCACCACCACCAUCACAUGCACAGCUCCUGGGACUCGCUACUCGAGGGCCUGCAGGAGAUCAAAGCCAGCCAGGCGCACAUGGAGGACGCCAUCGAGGACAUGAAGGGCCAACUGCAGAGUGACUACUCCUACAUGACACAGUGCCUGCAAGAAGAGCGAUACAGGUAUGAGCGACUUGAAGAGCAGCUGAAUGACUUAACAGAGCUGCACCAGAACGAGAUGACUAACCUUAAACAGGAGCUCGCCAGCAUGGAGGAGAAAGUCGCCUACCAGUCCUACGAGAGAGCAAGAGACAUUCAGGAGGCCGUGGAGUCGUGCCUGACCCGCAUCACCAAGCUGGAGCUGCAGCAGCAACAGCAGCAGGUUGUCCAGUUGGAGGGAGUGGAGAACGCCAACGCUCGAGCUCUGCUGGGCAAACUCAUCAACGUCAUCCUGGCGCUCAUGGCCGUGCUGCUGGUCUUCGUCUCCACCUUGGCCAACUUCAUCACGCCGCUGAUGAAGACCCGAGCCCGGGUGGCCGCCACCGUCCUGCUGACCUUGCUGCUGUUCGUGCUGUGGAAGCAGUGGGACUUUGUGGAGCCGUGGCUGCUGCCCAGCUGAGCUCCCUGAGAGAGACUCCAGUGGGGGUGUCACAAACUCCGUCACCACCACUGAAGGAUUCAGAGACUGAAAUAGAACGAGGGCCUCUGCGCUUGUGAAGGUGGAGCAUCUGAGGACAAAACAUGGCACUUUGAGUGGAGGAUUGGACGAGAUCCGGCCUGCAGAGAGUGUUGAGAGGUGUUUACAGUCGAAAAGAACAAAAAUUCUCUGCUUGCCAAGCGACAAAAGACAUCAUCUCAUCAAAUCUAUUGGUGUUGAUGACCAAUCAUCGAUUGCAUUGCUGUCACCAAAAACUGCAAGAAAUCUUUGGAUCAUCUUUUUUCUAGUUAUUUAUGAUACAUGAAUUACAAAGACUAGAGCAACUAAAUAAUGACUUUAAAAUGCUGAUCAUGUUCGCCGUAACCUUCAUGUUGAAGCUAUAGUAUAUUUGAGAGGAAAAAGGUUUUUUUUCAUGAAUGUUAUGUGCUCAUGCAUGUCCUCAUAUGUGCACUAAGAUGCAUCUAGCUGGCAUGAGUUAACAUUUCAUUAAAUUAAUCUUCUAUAACUGCCGUUUUGUUGUCAGAAAUACAGUGCAGAUAUGUUGUAUCACUCCUGGUUUGUUUCACAUCCUGUUCUGGUGUUGAAGCAGUGCUUUUAGAUGCGUUUCUCUCUUUUUGUCUUUUUCUAGAAGUCGAAUGAACUGUUUAAAAAAGAAAAAACACGCUGAUAUCUGCGACAAUUUCACCUUAAUAAUUCAAUCAUGUGAAAUCUGUUCUGUCCAUAAAUGCUAUUUCAUAACCACUAUUGUAGAACUGCUAAUGUCCACGGUGUCAAAUUAACUGGCAUGUCAAAUUGUAUCAAAGUUUAUAUCCAGUUUGCAAAAAAUAAGUACUACUGCUGUUUUAUUAAACAAUGUAAGAAAUAAAUGAUUUCAUAUAUUAGACUUGAA